AAAAUAAUGUAUGUAUGUAGUUUAAGUUGAAACAUUGCUGAAAAUUACAACAAUAACAACAACAAACAAAACUGGUCUACGCGCUUUCCAUAAACGGGAAGACCAACAAAUUAUGUGCCAUUUUCUAAACUAAUUAGUACAGUCGAACCGAGACUAAAGCAUAAAAUACAAAAUAAAACCACAAGUAAUCAAAUUAAAUAAUUUAAAAAUUAGUGUACAUAAUAAUUCAUAAGUGAUAAGUAAUAACAAAAACAACAAAUUUACAUGCUAAGCUUAGUGUAUUAUGUGCUAAUUUCAAGAAAAAAUUAAGUAAUAGUAAAUAAAAUAGUGAAACACCGAUAUUUCCUAUAAUGCAAAGAAGCUUUAAAAAUGCAACAAUAACAAAAAUAUAAGAAUCGAAAAAACAAGUGGAAAUUAACAAGGUCGUAGGUAUUCUUAACAGUAUUAUUAACACGUUAACACACAAACUUCCACCUACCAAACCAAAACAACACGCGUGACCCCCACAACGUGAAAAUAAAGGGAAAAUCAAAAAAACAACAGCAAAAAAAAUCCAAUACAAAACAAUCAUAAUAAAGCAACAGUGCACUAGCAGCACAACACGGUGCCACACAGCGCGCUAACACGACGCGACAAACCCACACAACAACAAAAAAUAAAAGAAAAUAAACAACAACAACAACAACAACAACAACCACAAACAAAAGGCGCAUAAAACACAGGCUGGAGCAAAACCGUGUGGAGUCGACGCAGACAUACAAAAAGUGUGCGCCUGAAUUAGAAAAAUAACAAAAAACGACGCAAACACACACAUACAACAAUAAGCAGAAAAAAGAAAAACGAAAAUGUCCUGCAUAUCCAGCAAUUUCAGCUCGUUCUUCCUCAAUUCCCUCAACGAUUCGUCAGAAUUCGCCAAGUAUUUGAGCAAUGGCGAGUUAAAGUUUUCGUCCUUCGAGGAUUUUCAAGUGUUCGGCUCGGGUGCGGGCGCUGGCACGUCACCAGCGUCGCCAUCGCCAGCAGCUGGUGCCGCAGCCUCAUCAUCAUCAUUAACAGCGCAGCAGGCAGCAUCGCAACAACAGCAACAACAACAGUAUUACAAUGGUGGUGUUGGUAAUAGUGGCAACAACAACAAUGCCAAUAUAAGCGCUGGCGCCAACGCGACGGGGUUACCAAGCGGCAUUGAACAGCCAUAUAAUAACGGUGUGGCCGCAAUGAAUUCCAUUGGUAAUUGUGGCGGCACGGAAACGGCCAACACUUCCGCAUUAACGCCCGCCAACGCCUCCAAUACGGCACCGGCCGGCGUGCAACAGCUGCAACAUGGCGCACAUUUGCAUGCCGCACAUCACACACCCCAACAUCCCAACACUCACCUGUCACAUCACCCGCACCAACAUCCACAUGCGCAACAUCCUUACGCCGGUCAUGCACCGCAUACACCUGGCAGUCUAGCCGCUCCCAGCAAUGCCUUUCAUUCACACAAUCACCUCGCUUCACCGCACCUAACAACAGCUGCGACGACGCCAAAUUAUCCGACAACGCCACAGCGUUGGACAACAACUGCCGGUGCGAGUCCAAUGGUUAGCGGCUCGUCGGGCACACCACAUCCUAUAACGCAAUUGCAGAAUAGCAAUCAAUCGGGCACGCCUAUUGCGGCCAAUCCGAGUGGUGCACAGCAUUUUGAUGGUUCCUUUGAAUUCCUAAAAUACCUGCGUCACUCGAACGAUUACAAUAAUAGCGAGCCGCAAGGUGAUGCUGUCGCUGCCAGCGCCUCAGCUGGUCAAGUGCAAGCAUCAUCAUCAUCGUCGUCUAGCUUGAUCGAUUUGGAUAGUAGCACGUCGCAUAAAUCACGUUCUUCACGCAAAGCCGCCGCUCUAUUGUCUUCCGUAUCGCGCACUUCGAAUAGCCUUGAUGCCAAUGCGCUGGACGUCUUCGAUCAUGAUUCCAAACACACCAUUUUCGAUAUGCAUCACAUGACGGCUACAAAUAGUUCCAACUCGAAUGAAUCCUCCAUGGAGGUAUCCAAUUUGGCCUUUCCUAGCUCACACCUCAACGCUUCCAACUCGAAUACUUCUUCUGAGGGCGCCGCCACUGGCAGUUCGGAUUUCGCUAUGUUACACUCGAGUUCGGCGGCAAGCGCGCCCAAGCCAUUGGCUACCUUCACCAUCAAAGAUAACUUUGAUGUGCAUCCAUCGCACAAGGUGGAGGAGGGCAUAUUCCAGCAUAUGAAUAAGUUGCCGGCGAAGAAGAAGGAAAAUUUGAAACAAUUAGGUGUGCGUUUCACCGGUCAAAUGACGCUCUCGGAUAAAUCGAUAGUUGUCGAAAACUUCAUCAAGUUCUGUCAGGAAUACGACGUACAGGAUCAUCGACCAUUUCUCUCACUCAAUCAAAGUGGCUUAAAUAAGGCGGAUCAAAUAAAGUUUGCCCGUUAUUUGGGGCAGGGACUACCCACAUUCACGCUUUUCUGCAUUUAUAGUAAUUUCAAAAAUCUUUUCUGCACUAAACGAACAGAAAUCUACACAAAAGAUGGUUACAAUUUGCCUUAUAUAUUGGACAAAACGAAACGUUUUCUAUCAAAUACAACAGCAGAUUUAAAGAACAUGGUGCAUCAGCAAUCCAGUGAUGGCAUGGAUUUCGGACCGAAUGCUGGCGGUGGCUUGGACGGUGCCGGCGGCGGUGCGCGAGUCAGCAGCGGUUUUGAUGCGUUACCAGCGCGUUGUAUAAUGCCGAAGGUUUUGGAAAAUCUAAUGAUUUACGAAAAUUUCGAUGUACACGAAACACAUCGUGUCGAGGAUGGGGUCUGUACACAUAUAACACGUUUGCCGCCGAAAAAGCAGGAAAUAUUCAAACAGUUCGGUAUUCAGAGUAAUCAAACGGUAACCUUUUACGAAAAGUACAUAAUCGUCGAAAACUUCAGCAAAUUUUGCAAUGAAUAUAAGAUUUCCGAUCAUAGACCCUUUUUGGACUUCCAUGAGAGUGGCCUACCCAAAUGUGAGCAGGUCAAAUUUGUACGAUAUUUGGGGCAGGGAUUGCCAAAUUUGACACUCAACAAGAUAUACUUAUCCUUCAAGGAUCUAUUGGGAAUGAAUCGCAUUGAGAAAACAACCGCUGAUGGCUACAAUUUGGAUAUGAUUUUGAAGAAGAAGAAAAAGAAUUUAUACAAUCGCAUGCAGGCCGCAGUUCAUAGAGAGAGUAGUGAACCGGCGCCGCCAACUCAAGCCAACGCUCAACCGACAACCGCACAACCGACGCAUCUCGAUGGCUUCAAGACCUAACAAUAACCAUUACAAGCGCACGAGUGCUAUAGCGUGGAGUCGCGGCUGGGCGUGAUGUGGCGGUGGAGUGCAAAGCAAAUGAAAGCAUUAAACUUGAAAUUAUACUUCCUGGAACUGGACCCGAAACUGUUGUGUCUUCAAAAAUUCAUGCAAAAAAUUAUGUUAAUUAAAAA
Messenger RNA from Bactrocera tryoni, 3445 nucleotides. RefSeq lists its product as uncharacterized. Bases 846 to 3272 code for a protein of 808 amino acids. The record is from RefSeq and is a predicted model, not a curated record. Lineage: Eukaryota; Metazoa; Arthropoda; Insecta; Diptera; Tephritidae. The transcript has 7 exons.